This is a messenger RNA of Condylura cristata (star-nosed mole), 753 nucleotides long. RefSeq names its product serine/threonine kinase 32B (gene STK32B). NCBI's taxonomy places the organism in Eukaryota, Metazoa, Chordata, Mammalia, Eulipotyphla, Talpidae. The record is from RefSeq and is a predicted model, not a curated record. The transcript has 7 exons. Gene Ontology annotation, molecular function: ATP binding; G protein-coupled receptor kinase activity; G protein-coupled receptor binding. Bases 1 to 747 code for a protein of 248 amino acids. Gene Ontology annotation, biological process: protein phosphorylation; G protein-coupled receptor signaling pathway; regulation of signal transduction.
AUGGCCCCUUCUUCCAAGCCAGAGAUCGUCAGUGGAGUUAUUUUCCCGUCACAUGCUUCCAGCUUGUCUGCUUUCCCUUUUCACGUGAAAAGCCCCUCUCGUUACAUCAAACAAUUCAGAAAAGGUCAACUGACGAGCAAACUGAAUUCCAUCUGCUACCUCAGCUGUUCUUUGCCAGUCAACUUCGACCAUUUUCAGAUUCUUCGGGCCAUCGGUAAAGGGAGUUUUGGAAAGGUGUGCGUCGUGCAGAAGCGGGACACGAAGACCAUGUACGCGAUGAAGUACAUGAACAAGCAGAAGUGCAUCGAGAGGGACGAGGUGCGCAACGUCUUCCGGGAGCUGCAGAUCAUGCAGAGGCUGGAGCACCCCUUCCUGGUCAACCUGUGGUACUCCUUCCAGGACGAGGAGGACAUGUUCAUGGUGGUCGACCUGCUGCCGGGCGGGGACCUGCGCUACCACCUGCAGCAGAGCGUGCGCUUCUCCGAGGGCGCCGUGAAGCUCUACCUGUGCGAGCUGGCGCUGGCCCUGGACUACCUGCGGCGGCACCACAUCAUCCACAGAGACAUCAAGCCGGACAACAUCCUGCUGGACGAGCAUGGACACGUUCACAUCACGGACUUCAACAUCGCGACAGUUGUGAAAGGGGCGGAAAAGGCUUCCUCCAUGGCCGGGACCAAGCCCUACAUGGGAAAUGAUCCUUAUUUUGCACCAUCUCCCUGGAAGCCGGCGUGGGCCACACGCCAGUGAGCCCUG